AUGGAUGGUGCCAUUGAACUUUUGCCUAAUGUAAAGAAUGAUCAUUUUUUAGAAAGUAAAAAUCUAAUAAAUGAAUAUAAUAAGUUAUAUAUGCAUAGGUACUACCAUAUAAAUAACCAUACUAGAAAUAAUGAUAACAUAUAUAAUAACAUAAUAUGCAAUAAUAAUUAUAAUAUUUCUAAUAUUUACACAUGUAAUAGUAACAUAUCUAAUCAUACUGUCCUUGGGUGUAGUAGUCAAAGAAAGUCUUUUAAUAAAUAUAAAUUUUUGUUAAACCUUUCAAAAACUUUACUAUCAAAAAAAUAUCUGUCCAUUAACUCUAGUACAAGGUUUGAAAAGAGAAAUGUAAAAAAUAAAGAUUUCAAAAACAAAAAUUCAAAGAACACAAUAAUUAAAGAAAAGGCAAAGAGCUACAUGUUGUCUUUAUUAAACAAAAAAAUAUGCAAUCAUUUAUAUGAAGAAAAUAAAAUAAAACAAUCUAAUGAAGAAAAAGUAAAGGGUCCAACUGAAAAUUAUGACCCUAUAUACAAUUUAAAAAUAAAUAAUAAAAAUGAGGACCAAGAAAUUAAUGAACACAAUAAAAGUGUUCUCAAUAUAAAUAAAGAUACACACAAAUAUGUAAACCAUGUAAAUGAAAAGGUUUUAAAUAAUUAUAAUGUUUCUGAAAGUAUGGGUGAUAAUGCAAUUAUUCUGGGAAUUUAUAAUAAUACAAAGGAUAUAAAAAAUUAUGAAUUAAAGGAUAAAACAAAAAAUGGAAGCAUCCAUUUUGAUAUGCGAAAUAUACAAUUAUGUAAUGCUGACAUAGAACAGGGAGAAAGAGUAACCGAUAGAAAUAAUUCAAAUGAUACGAAUAGUAAUUAUUCUAAAAAAAAUGAAGAUAUAGAAGAUCAUAAAAAUGAUAACAAUAAUGAUGAUAAUGAUGAUGAUAAUAAUGAUGAUGGUAAUUAUGAUGAUGGUAAUAAUGAUGAUGGUAAUUAUGAUGAUGGUAAUAAUAAUGAUCGUAAUAAUGAUGAUGGUAAUAAUGAUGAUGAUAAUAAUGAUGAUGGUAAUAAUAAUGACGACAAUAAUGAUGACGAUAAUAAUGAUGACGACAAUAAUGAUGAUGACGAUAAUAAUGAUGACGACAAUAAUGAUGACGACAAUAAUGAUGACGACAAUAAUAAUGACGACAAUAAUGAUGACGACAAUAAUAAUAACGACAAUAAUAAUAACGACAAUAAUGAUGACGACAAUAAUAAUGACGACAAUAAUAAUGACAAUAAUAAUGAUGAUGAUAGUAAUAAAAAAAAUGAAUACAAAACUUAUUACGAAAAAAUUAAAGAACUCAAGUCUAAUGUGUUCAUUAAAGAAUAUAAGAAUUCUGAAAAGUUUGUAAAAAAAAAGAUCUUGAAAUAUAUAUGUAAAAAUGAGAUAAUAGAAAAUGUGAGCAAUGUUUUUAAUUAUGUUAAAAACAUAUAUUUCGUGAUUAUAAAAAAUGAGAAAAUGAUGUUUUAUUUUUUAUAUAAUACAAAAGAUGUAUUAAAUAAUAUUAUAUAUAUGGAAAACGAAAAUGAAGUAAGUUAUAAUGAUAGUAAAUUUCUUUUAUAUUUUCUAUUAAAUGAAGAAGAAAUAUAUAAAAAAUUAUUUGAAAAAUUAAAUUUGGAUAUCGAAAAAGAAAGAUUAAUAUCUAAAUUAAAAAAAAUAAAUCUAAAAUUUAAUGAAUUGAAAUAUGAUUUUGAGAAAAACUUACAUAAAAAUAAUAUACAUCAAAUAUAUUUUAUGAAGAAAAGGAAAAUAUUUAUUAAUAAUAUGAAAGGAUUACAAUUUAAUAAAAAUUCUUUUAAUACAUCGAAUGCUACAACUAUAUCAGGAUUAAAAAUGGUAUCCUUAAAAAAUGUAAUUCCAAAAUUGUAUAAUUGUAAAGAUUAUAAGAAAACGAAUCAUUUCUUUUUCAAUAUGUAUGAAAAUAUCUCAAAGGAAAAUAAUGGUGUGGAUAAUGUGAAUGAAGCAAAGAAGAAACAUACGAGUCAUCAAAAUAUUAGUAAGAAAGGUGAAGAAAAAUAUUUGUCUCCUGAAGAACAAACCAAAAAGAGAAAAAAGAAAACCACCCAGCAAAAUAACAAAAAGAAUAAUAUGAACAAUAUGAACAAUAUGAAUAAUAUGAAUAAUAUGAAUAAUGUGAACAAUAUGAAUAAUAUGAAUAAUGUGAAUAAUAUGAAUAAUAUGAAACAUAAUAACUUUACGUUUGAUGGAAAUAAUAAACCAAUUGCAAGUAUUAACAAUAAUAAUGUUAAUACGAAUAUUAUUAAUAAUAAUAAUGAUAAUAAUAAUAAUGAUAAGCAUAACAAUAAUGAUAAUAAUGAUAAUAAUGAUAAUAAUGAUAAUAAUAUUAAUAAUAAUAAUAAUAAUAAUAAUAAUAAUAAUAAUAAUAAUAAUAAUAAUAAUAAUAAAGAAGAAGUAGUAAAGAAACCAGCUAUUAGAGGUAUUACUUCAUUUACCUUAUUUGCUAGGGAAAAAAGAAAAGAAUUACUAGAUCAAAAAAUAUAUCUUGGUAGCUCUUUAACAGAACAAACAUCAGCAGUUGCUAAAAUUUGGAAUAAUCUAAGUGAUGAACAAAAGAAAGAAUGGGCUGUCAAGGCUUCGAAAAUUAAUGAAGAAAACUUUUUAUUACAAAAAAAAAAAAAAAAAAGAAAAUUUACUGCUUUCAGUAUAUUUGCUAGAGAAAAAAGAAAAGAAUAUAAAGAAAAAAAUAUCGAUAUGGGUUUAACGUUAGCACAACAAAAUUCUCAUGUAUCCAAAUUAUGGAAACAGUUAACAGCAGAAGAAAAAAAUAAAUACAAAGUCUUAUCAAAUACAGUCAAUGCUACUAUAGCUAGAGCUUAUAGUAAAAGUGAAUCAGGUGGAGCAACAGGAGAAAGAGGUAGUGGUUUCAAGGGAAGAAUCAAAGCAUUAGAUAAUAUGAUGAGUCAACAUUAUGCAAAUAAUAAUAUUUUAAAUAAUGAUAGUAAUACUAAAAAUGAUGAAACCGUUAAAAAAAGUAAUAUGGACAAUAUUAAUAUAAACGAAAAUAUAAAUGUGUCCCAUGGAAAAAAUCUAACAAACAUAGAAAACGUAGCAAAUGUACAAAAUAUGCAAAAUAUUCAAAAUAUACAAAAUAUACAAAAUAUGCAAAAUGUACAAAAUGGUCAUAUCAAUAAUAACCAUAUUUCUUAUGGUGCUAAUUCUAAUGUAGCCACCAUGCACCAUACAAGCAAUACACAUAUGGCUCAUAUGAAUUAUAAUUAUUAUGAUCAAACUAAUAUAGGAAAUAAUAAUAAUAAUAAUAAUAAUAGUAACAAUUAUACUAUGAAUAUGUCUUUACCAGCUAACCAAAAUAUAACUGAUAAACCUGCUAUGGACCUUAUACCUACAAUCAAUGUACUACACCCAUAUACAAGUAAUUUUAAUGGAAAUGUGUGUAAUACGUCCACAAAUGUAAUUAACAACAAUAUAAAUAUUAAUAAUAUGAAUAGUAUGAACAAUAUGAACAAUAUCAAUAAUAAUCAUAAUAGUAGUAGUGGUAGUAGUGCUAUUGCUCCUCCAUGCGAUAUCAUGACAGAUGAUCAUCUAAAUAGUGCAGCCACAACUACUGGUACAAUUUCUACAACCUACAAUGGCAUGACCACAAAUAAUAUGAAUAAUAAAAAUAACAAUCAAGUAAUGAUUAUGAUGGUAAAUAAAGAAUUAAAUCAAAUCAAUAUAAAGAAUAAUAAUUCAAAUGUUGAUAUGCACCAAUUAAAGGGAGAUAACAAUAUGAACAAUAAUAAUAUUAUGAUGAACAAUAAUAAUAUUAUGAUGAACAAUAAUAAUAUUAUGAUGAACAAUAAUGUAGUAAAUGGAGAUGUUAUUAAUAAUGAAAAUAUAAAUAAUAACAUAAAUUUUAAUACAUUUCAAAUGAAUUAUAAAAAUGUAGAACAUACACAUAUAAAUAAUGAUCCAUAUCAAAAAAUAGAUGUAACAGAAGUAGAUGAUUUAAUCUUAAAAAAGAAAUUAAAAAAAGAUGAAAAACUAAAAGUUAAAGAAAAAAAAAAUAUAUUAAGGAUAUUUGAUAAACAAAGAAAACAAUUAUUAAAAGAGGAAAAGAAAAUGGAUAAAAUGAAAAUAAAUGAAAAUCAAUACAAUAAUACAACUUUAUAUUAUCCAACGACACAUUUAAUGAAUAAUAAUUUAAAUAAUAACCAGUAUGAUAUCUCAAAAAAUCAAUAUAUAAAUGAACCCAACACAAAUCAUAUGAAUUAUUAUACUAAUGUAGAUAAUAAAAUGGUAACUACUAAUGUAGCCAAUAAUAUUAUGAAUUUUAAUAACGUCAACAAUGUAAAUGUAGCAAAUAAUAAUAUGGGAAAUAUUCAUAUGGCAACAAUUAAUAACAUUGACAAUGUUAAUAAUGUGAACCAUAUUAAUAAUAUGAACAAUGGAAAUACCUUCAAUUAUAGCAAUCAUUAUGUUCCAUAUAACCAUGUAAAUCAUGUUGUCGUUAAUAGAAAGGACAAAAAUAUACAAAUCAACAACAACAAUAAUAGUGUUAUUAAUAAUAAUAAUAAUAAUUAUACUAUGUUUGUGAAUAAUAAUAAUAAUAAAAAUGCUCCUAUAAGUAAUUACAAUAAAUACCAACACGACAAUAUGAACAACAACAUAUUAAAAAAUGAUCAAGGAAAUAACAAUAUGAACAAUUAUAAUAAUUAUACAUACAACAACAUAUAUUUUAAUGGAACGGUCAACCAUGGAAAAAUGCCACCUGUACAAAAUGGUAAUGCAAUAAAGCAUAUGGAUGAAAAAGAAAUAAACAUAAAUCUUAAUGUAACAACAAAAAAAUUAGAAAAAAAAAAUUUUAACAAAAUAAUGAAUAUAAAUGAAGAGACACUAUAUAAAAAUAAUAAUGAACUAAAUUAUAUACAAAGUUCUCUCCAUUAUAAUCAAAUGAGUGAUAAUAAUAUGAACAAUAAAAUGAUACAUGCUCAUCAGAUUCAUAAGGAUAAUAUGAAUAAUAUGAAUAACAUAAACAAUAUAAACAAUAUAAAUAAUAUAAACAAUAUAAACAAUAUGAACAAUAUGAACAAUAUGAACAAUAUGAAUAAUAUAAACAAUAUGAAUAAUAUGAAUAAUAUAAACAAUAUGAAUAAUAUAAACAAUAUGAACAAUAUGAAUAAUAUAAAUAAACAUUUUGAUUCACAUGUGUUGAAAAAAAGAGCUAAUGAUAUAAAUCCAAAUGAUGCAAAUUAUUUUAAUGAGAAAUUAAAAAUACAGAAUUCAUUAAAUGAUGAUUUUUUUGAUUUUAGUACUACAAAUAAUAAUUGUGAAACUAUGCAUAGUACAACAACUCAAGAAAACAUUAAUUUAAAUAAUACAAUAAAUAAUGAUUUAAAUAUGGAUAUUAAUUCCAAUCUUAAUUUUAAUUACGCAACUAAUGAGCUUAAAAAGAAUAACACAUAUUACUACCCUUACAAUAAAAAUAAUAAGAAUAAUGAUGUUAAUCAUAUAUACGAUACACAUCAAAAUGAAAGAAACAUAUACCAUAAAAAUAAUAUGAAUAAUAAUAAUAUUAUUAAUAAUGAUAAUAAUUAUUCUGCAUUAGUUAAUACCAAAAAUUUCAUAUAUUAUCCUGAACAAAAUUUUUCACAGACUAUUGGAAAAGAGAAUCAACAUAUUUAUUAUGAUACGGAUUUGGAUAAGCCGGAAAGAACUUUACAAGAUACCGAAAUUGUUAGACCUCAAAACAAACUUUUUUUUAACAAUGCAUCACAUUUUUUAGAAUUAGUUAAUAACAAAAUAAUAAAAAAGAAGAAAAAUCACAAAUCUUCUUUAAAUAGUGUUUUUAAUGAAGAAACAUGCACCAUUUGGGAUCUUGUCAUGAAGAACAAAAAAAAAAAAGUUAAAAAAAUAAGAGACAAAAAAAAAGAAAGGCACGGAUGUGGUAAUGAUAAUGAUAAAGAGUUGAAUGAAAUGAGAAAUAUUGAAUAUGAUUAUAAUAAUUUUGAUUUGAUGAUGUUAAAUAAUGAUUUGAACAAUUAUAUAAAGGAUACAAAUAGGAGUGAGAAUAAUGAAGAUGACAUAUUUAAUAGUAUAUUGAAUAAUAUAGACGACAAUAAUAUAUAUAAUAAUAAUAAUAAUAAUAAGGAAGUAGCUAUUUUAAAUAAUAAAGAUAAUGUUAUUGAGGAAAAUAGAAAAAAUGACAACACAGAUCAUUUACCUGAGGAUGAUAAUAACAAUUGUGAUGAUUUUUUAAAUUUAUUAAAUAUAGGUUCAUCAAAUUUUUCGAACAAAUUAAAUAUAAAUGAACAUGGUGAUGUUAUAUAUGAUGAAAAAAAAAGAUUGGGUGCAAAUAAUUUAAUAAAUGAAAAUAAUAAUAAUAAUGACAAAUUAGGUUUAUUAAUGGAGAAGAAAAAUGAAAUAAAUCAAAACCUUAAUAAAUCUCAAAUAGAAAAAUAUAAAUAUGCAUAUAAAAAAAGUAAAUUGUGUAAAUGGACAGAUGAAGAAACAGAUAAAUUUUAUCAAGCCAUUGAAAUGUUUGGUAUAGAUCUAAUGAUGGUAAGAGCCUUAAUACCAAAAUUUAAUGAUAAACAAAUUAGAGAUAAAUAUAAAAAGGAAAAAAAAUCUAAUCCAUUAAAGAUUGAACAAGCCAUUAAAAAAAAUAAAGAAAUUAAUUUAGAUGCAUACGAAAAUGAGCAUGGAAAAAUUGAUCAUUCAACUCAUUUUAUGUAUUCUGAUUAUUCAUCAACUGAUGAAAAAAAUGAUAAUAAUAAUAAUGCUAAAGCAUUCACAAAUGUAACAGGAGAGUCCGAAAUUAAUAUCCUCACAAUUUUUGAUGACAAAAAUGAAAAUGCCAAUAUUGAUGAUGAAUAUGCUGCUAAUGAAGAACCUUCAGAAUUUAAUGUUUUAACAUUUUUUUAA
Plasmodium reichenowi is the source of this 6906-nucleotide messenger RNA. Its product is annotated as high mobility group protein B3, putative. Lineage: Eukaryota; Apicomplexa; Aconoidasida; Haemosporida; Plasmodiidae. The record is from RefSeq and is a predicted model, not a curated record. The transcript has 4 exons. The coding region runs from base 1 to 6906 and encodes 2301 amino acids.